GUUGCUUGGUACGGUACACCGGUGUGUGCGGGGAAGGUGCGGGAGCGUCCGAAUUAGCGUGUGUUUGAAUGAUGACCGAGCGCGCUAGAGACGUUCAGCUGCAAGUCAGCACCUGAGUCUGCACUACCAUCUGCUAGGAGUGGUAUACAGCUCGCUACCUCCUCUAUAUCAACCGAGGGUUAUUUCGACAGUACGCUGACAUUGUAACUUCCAGCGGCCCUUCAAGAUGACAGACCCGAAACCCCUCAUCUUCUACGACAUCUCCUCACCCCUCCAGCCACGGUCAUAUGCGCCAAACCCCUCGAAAGGCCGAUUGGCGCUGUCAUUCAAAGACGUGCCUUUCAAGACGACCUGGGUCGAGAUUCCCGACAUUCCCAAGGUCCGACAGGGUCUUCAUUGCCCGGCCACUCGCAAGUUUGAUGAUGGCUCCAACUUUUAUACGCUACCUAUGCUGCAAGACCCUUCAGGCAAGGUCAUUGGUGACUCCUUCGACAUCGCCAAUUACCUCGAGGAAACGUUCCCGGACUCAGGCGGCCGCCUCUUUCCUCAGGAUUCCACACGCACAGGACUCGACUACGAGAGCCCUCAGAAGGACACAACAAUCCUCAUACCUUUGACUACCAACGAGGGCGCAAAGAAUGAAGCCUACGCUCGGUUCAAUUGGCAUGUCGAUGCAACCUUCACAGCUCAUGUAAUACUGGUCGCAUACUACAUGCCCUUCAAUCCCGAGACGGCCGAGGCCACGAGAGCGGUCUUUCUCAAACGCGCACAUCUGAGCUCCUGGGAUGACUUUUCCGUCCAGGGUGAGGGAAGGGAGCGGAUCAAGGCAUCGUUCAAGGAGGCACUCACCUCAUUGGCUCAGCUGUUUACUGUUCACGAAGAUGGCCCGUACCUGGAGGGCAAGGAGGCCAACUAUGCUGAUCUGAUCGUGGGAGGAUGGCUGAACAUGUUUUCUGAAUGCACGCCGGCAGAUGAGUGGAAGGACUUCAGAACAUGGCACGGCGGAGUCUUCGCACGACUACAUGAUGCGUUGAAGGAGAAUUACUACGUGUGCAAGUAAAGUAUGUCACUCACGGUUGCUGAGUUUGAGCAACAAGGCCUCUUGGGAGCUCCCGAGACCUCGAAAAGCUAGAUAAUGUGACUCGCGAAAUAUUGAUUCGUCCUGUAGUCUAUGACGAUUAAAUUCUGUCGUGGUCAG
Messenger RNA from Macroventuria anomochaeta, 1198 nucleotides. RefSeq lists its product as uncharacterized. The record is from RefSeq and is a predicted model, not a curated record. Bases 227 to 1060 code for a protein of 277 amino acids. The transcript is spliced from 2 exons. Lineage: Eukaryota; Fungi; Ascomycota; Dothideomycetes; Pleosporales; Didymellaceae.